Aspergillus steynii IBT 23096 is the source of this 1170-nucleotide messenger RNA. RefSeq lists its product as uncharacterized. The transcript is spliced from 3 exons. Lineage: Eukaryota; Fungi; Ascomycota; Eurotiomycetes; Eurotiales; Aspergillaceae. The record is from RefSeq and is a predicted model, not a curated record. Bases 1 to 1170 code for a protein of 389 amino acids.
AUGCUCAUUCGGGAAGGCUGCGCUGAGCUCCCGGCCUCGAAUGAAGUUUAUACUCAUCAACAAUACUCAGAGUUCCCGGUUCUCGACAAAUCACAUAUCCACCCGGGCCCAUAUAGCGAGUUCAACCACCCCGUCGAUAUGCGGGGCAUGAGGUUACCGACCUAUGAAGAGGCUGAAUGGGCCCCCGUUGCCUCUUCUGGCCCCCAGCAGACCACUCAUGAUCGGCAGCCGAGUGCGGAUCCUUUUUCCGCGGCCCAAGUUGUGGAUCCGGUGGAUCGCUUGGACAGGCUGCCUUGUCCGGUGGUCAUUCCCAGGUGCAAGGGCAGCGAGCGACAAUUUGAGCGCAUCUAUGCACCGGUUUUGGCGAAUUGCGGGAUCAGCCAGGAGACGUUCUGGAUGUUUCUGGAUGAUUUUGAGCACGCACUGAGAGAGCCACGAGCUGCCCAAUGCAUCAGUGUGGCAUCGGAUAUAUCGCAUCGGAUCGUGGGGAUGGCCCCUGCGGUGACAGGCCUGACGGUUGAAGUCGCGGCAGGGACAAAAGCUCGCGAGAUGCAGUUUUCUUGGCAGGCGAAUACCUUCCUUGACCUGGCGAAUCAAGAACUAUUCAUGCCGUUUGGCCUCUAUGCGGUGGUUAUGCGGUUCACAGACACAAUCCCCGGCCCACAACAACAACCUCUCAUCGAGCUAUCUCAAAUGCUCGGCAAGACGGUCUUCGCAACCGAAAACUUUGAUAUAAUUCAAGCAGCCUCCGCGAGCGGAUACAACCCUCCUCAGGGCACUACAAACAUUGAGCUACCCACUGCUGCACCUUUGGAAGCCAAACGUUCCAGUUACCACAAAGCUAAACACGGAUCAAAACAUCCGGGACUGAUAGCGCGCUGGAAAGAGCUGAAACGCCCAGAAAGCAACGACAACCUCGUCUCGAGAUUAAGCGGUGGUAGAUCGGGCAGCAAACCAGGAUUGAUUGAGCGAGCGGCAAUUUCCAUCAAAGAAUCUCAGGAUUCAAGACGCAAGUUUAGGCAGGAGAAGGAGAUCGAGUAUUCCAGUAGAUCUUUGCAGCCGGGUGUGCCUUAUCUGAUGAUUGUCAAUUUACCGAGCCAAGACGAGCUACAGCAGUCAGUUGGUCGGUUGGAGACAAUCUUGCUGCAGGCUGGGCAGGGUAUGCCAUGA